This is a messenger RNA of Monodelphis domestica (gray short-tailed opossum), 3084 nucleotides long. NCBI's taxonomy places the organism in Eukaryota, Metazoa, Chordata, Mammalia, Didelphimorphia, Didelphidae. The record is from RefSeq and is a predicted model, not a curated record.
UGAAUGGAGCACUGUUCUCAGUUUCAGAUUCUUUGUGCAGCUGCCUUCAGAGUAUACUCUCUGGGGAUCUAUCUUCUUUCAGUUCUUUAAAUGUGGGAUCAUGCAAACAAAGGUGUUUUUAAUAGUCUUCUGAUCUAAAUUCUGGUUUCUGAGUAACCCCAGCCAUUUCCCCCCACUUUGAACUGUGACCAGGGAGAGUGCUGCUCCCCACCCCCACUCCUGGGGCUACAAGCACUCCUGUCUGCUAGCACUCCUCCACCGUGAGAUCUCCCCCACAGACAGGGAUCAGUUUCUGAAUAUGAGCAAUGCAACAGGAGAAUUGCCUUCAUUGUCAGCAAAGGGAUUCUUGUAAUCUCCUUCUGAGCAACUGUCUGAUCUCUCACCCCCUUAUUGACUGGGGAUGAAUGCUCCAGAAGCCUUUCCUGUUGUUUCAGUUGUGGACAAGUCCUUUUGGCUUGAUGCGGUCUGCCCUAGUGCACUGUGCUCUACUUCCACCUCCACCUCUGUACACAUCAUCUGUCCUGCAGGUCUUCAAAGUCAUUUUGUGCUGGAAAAUCAUUUGUUUGUCUUUUUUUGUGUGAUAUACUCUUCCAGAAUUCAUUUUAGGACAUUGUAUCAGGUUUUUGGGUACAAUUUGAAUAGAUAUCAGAUGAGGGAUGUGUAUCUUCUCCACCAUCUUGACUCUGCCCUUGGCUUCUAUUCUUAUAAAUUUGAAUUAUUGGAAAUUGGAAAUGAGACCCUUAUCAGAAGAAUAUGAAGCAAAGAUUUUUUCACUCCAGUAACCCGAUUCCCUUCUCAUUUUACUUACAUUGGUUUUGUUUUGGAGGAAAAAAACUAAUUUUAAAUUUGCAACACGUGGUCCAUUUAAACUUGCUGUCCUACCUAUCCCUCAUGUGAACAUGAACUGUCCCUCUGUCCAUUAAAAUGAAAGAUAGAAUUUUCCUGAUAACUUUCAUUUCUUUAUAUCACCUUUUAGGUAGCUAACUCAUAUACCCAUUUGGAGUUUACUUUGUUAUGCCAAGCAAGAUAUCAGUCUAUCCCUAGUUUCUCUUGGACUAAUUUUCAGUAUUACAAGCAAUUUUUGUCAAGUAAUGAGUUCGUACUCUUGAAACUGGAUUAACCUCAUUUUACAUGUGAGGAAACUAAGGCAAAAACAUAGGAUAUGGCAGGGCCAUGAUUUGAACACAAGUCUUCUGACUCCCAAGUCCACAAUUUUUAAUACUGCCAGGAAAAAGUAUAGUAGAGGUAUCCUCAGUUUUCCUCUGAGGAAGAACUAGAACAGGGCCACCUGGAAUAAUGGUCAUAAUCAUGAUAAUUGUCACCACAAUAACUAGCAUUUAAGAGAUCUUCAAGAUUUACAAAGCAUUUUCUCUCAUUUGAAUAACAUUUGUAAGGCUCAGACAAUUGGGUAUCUUUCCCUUCUGUACACCAACUUGAAGACCUUCACCCUCAACUUCACCAUCACCAACAUGUUUUACACAACAACGAUGAGUCAAAGGCGUUCCAACACAUUCCGUGCUACUGAAUUUAUCCUGCAGCACCUGUUCAAGGUAUUGUUUGAAAGAAGCAGCCUUGGCUCUCAGUAUUCUGGAUGCAGUGUGACCUUGCUGAGGUCUAUGAAUAAUGGGAAAGCAACAGGAGUGGAGGUUAUAUGUUCUUAUCAGGAAGUUUUAUCCAUCCCUGUCUUGGACAAAAAGAAGAUUUACCAAGAGCUGAGUCUACAGACUAAUGGAAUAACAAAGUUGGGAUCUUAUAUUCUAGAUAAUGAAAGCCUCUAUGUGGACGGGUAUAACCCCCAGAUGCCAACCCUCUCCACAAACAGGCCCAGUGCAGAAAGCAAGGGCAGGAUAAGGACCACAGAUAGAGAGCCAGAGACCAUAAUGACUACAACUUGUAGCCCUGCAGUAAGAACACACGCUGUUCUGGCAACAACAACAAACCCAACCACUACGUCUGGUAUUUCUGGUUUGGAAAAAAUCACUGUGCCUGCUUCCUCUGCCUUGCCAGAGACUAUGGUAGCACCAACUGCCUGGUCUGGAGUGGAGAUGAGCCCAUCUGAAUCUAUGCUCAUUGCAGAGAUCUCAACCACCCUACCUGGGGAUGGGACAGGAGAAGGUGUUCCUUCCUACCCAGCUACCGUUGACCCCACAGCAUCAACCACAUUCUUCCCCUGGACCAAUGUGCCUCCAGCAGGGUCUAUAAGCUCCUCAGCCACAAGUCUUUCCAGUGUCAGUAGAGAAGAUCCAAAGCCAAUUCUCUCUCUGGACACAUCUGCUUCAGAGAUCACAUCCAUGGCUACUGCAAGGGAAGGGCUGGCCCUAACUGAGUCCACAGCCACAAUGGAAAUCAGUCGAGGAGCUGAGGCUGAGAUUCUGUCCACAAGUGGUUUGCCCAACAUCUCAGCUUCCCCUCUCAUUCCCAAAGAUAAAAUAUCCACCUGGGCUACCAUGAACACUAUUGCAGACACUGGUAAGAACACUUCCUUCAUUAUCUUUCCUGCUGGAACAUGGGGUUAUAUGUUAGUGAAAUAUAGAGAGGAAAACAGUCAUCGCAGUUAUAGACAUGUCCAUGGAAGUCAACCUUGCCUUUAUCCCUUAAUGACUCAUGAAGGGUGUGUGAUACAGUAGAAAGAACAUGCAUUCAUGCCAGAGGACCUGGGUUCAAAUCCUAGAUCUGAUAUUUUCUUUCCAUACAGGGAAGAUUGAUCAGGAAAGACAGAUAAUAAGGAUGGAGCUUUUAAGGGAUGGAGAAGAUAAGCCUUUGUUUAUAAUUCUGAUGACAAAUUCAUUUGGCAGUUGUCAACAAGACACCUCCUGGUACUUUGUGGAUAGGAUUGAGAACAUGUCAAGGGCUAGAGUUAUUAUCAAUCCAUUCAUACCUGCACUGGACAGAUCAAUAAUAGCUAACACAUAUAAGGCCUAUAAUAUUAAGGGACUAAAAGAGAGACCCAUGUGGAGGUUCCAACAAGAAUAUUCAGAAGGUGUUGAAGCUUAAGGAAUCAAGAGUAGGUCAUCUGACAUUUAUCUAAAAUUCUUUCUAUGGGAUGCAAAAAUUAACACCCUUUCCCAGAGUUCAUGAUGGAUU